Molecule: messenger RNA, 1690 nt
Organism: Trichosurus vulpecula (common brushtail)
Lineage: Eukaryota; Metazoa; Chordata; Mammalia; Diprotodontia; Phalangeridae
Product: thymocyte selection-associated high mobility group box protein TOX-like
Exons: 5
Coding region: 204-1154 (316 amino acids)
Biological process (GO): leukocyte differentiation; regulation of transcription by RNA polymerase II
Cellular component (GO): nucleus
Molecular function (GO): chromatin DNA binding
Source: RefSeq, a predicted model, not a curated record
GGGGGCUGCUUGGGCGUACGGGCUGGGAGGGGGAAGGGAGUUAGGAGCGCCACCUUCUUCUUCCUCCCGGAGGUCCGUGGCUUCUGCCUCUGCUCGCCUCCGGUCGCUCUCUGGCUCUUCGAGGGAUCGCCAAGCACGGGGGACCAUGGCUUUCAUCCGCAAGAAGCCCCGGGAGCAAUAGCUGCUGCUUUACUCCGAGAGGGAUGCAAAAUACGCAUAGUACAGAAGCAGCUCAAUAUAGUUCCCACCGUCAGAUGGCAGCCAUGAGACCAAGGCUUCAGCCUGCAGAUACUAGGCUGCCAGCAAUGAUACAGCAUGGUCAGCUGACUACCAUUAACCAAUCACAGCUCAGUGCACAGCUUGAUGUGAAUAUGGUGAGAAACAAUGUUUCCCAUAACUUAGCAUCACCACCUGGAAGCAAGUCUGCAACUCCAUUGCCAUCCAGCUCAGUCCAUGAAGAUGACGGAAUUAAUACCACUAAGAUAAACGGUGGAGAGAAACGGCUUGCUUCUAGUAUGGGAAACAAACCAAAAAGUCACAAAAAGAAGAAGAAGGAUCCUAAUGAGCCUGAGAAGCCGGUAUCGUCCUAUGCAUUAUUCUUCCGAGAUACCCAGGCAGCCAUCAAAGGCCAAAAUCCAAAUGCUACUUUUGGUGAAGUCUCUAAAAUUGUGGCCUCAAUGUGGGAUGGUUUAGGAGAGGAGCAGAAACAGGUCUACAAAAGAAAAACUGAAGCAGCAAAGACAGAAUAUCUGAAGCAGCUAGCUGCAUACAGAACAAGCCUCAAAUCCAAGAGUUACAGCGAACCUGUUAAUAUUGAAAUAUCCCAGCCUCCUCAGCGGAUUAAGUGUAAAAAGUCAGUGUUCCAUGGGUCCACCCAAGCUCAUUCAGCCCUCUCCCCAACUUGCCCCUCUCACCAACAGCCAAGAAUGAAGCCUCAAGUAACUGCUAUGCACCCUAUUCUUCCCCGGAACAUAGCACCAAAACCUGAUAAUCAAAUGCCAGUGAUUGUCUCUAUAGCCAAUGUGGCAGUAUCUCCUCAGAUUGUGGAAAUGAAAACUGAUAUCCCACUUUACUUUGUCAAUUUAUUAUGUAUUAACGAUCAAUCCACUAUGUAUUUUUUGGCCCCCUCAUUAUGCGAGUUUCAGCACUCUUAAGCCUGUAACUUCAGUUCUCUACUCUACCUUUGUAACUCAUAUCCUGCAAGUUCCCUGGCAAUAGAAACAACUUCAGGUGCCUUUUCUACAUUCAUCUUUUUACAGGGCUUAUUAGGAACCACAAGAUUCCUAAUCUAUUGAAAUCAGUAACAUACAAACCACAAGCCUCCUGUUCCCCUUAGAAAUUGGCCAAUUGUUGGAGUUUCCAGGGGAUGUGUCAAUCUGGUGAUUUGCCCACCACAAGACUCUCCAUAGGGCGUGAAUCAUAAGAUGUUGGUCCGGCUGGUAAGGAAACUGAUUUAAGCAUCACAAUUUAAGCAGCACAAUGCCUGACUCUUGACACUAGCCAGUCAAAAUUCAUUCUCCAUCUUUGAAGUCCCAUGUUAUUUCUGUCUCCUAUAUAUUGUUUGAAUUUUUGGAUACUCCCCUCAACUAUAAAAGAGCUGCUCUGUCAGUUUGUUCCAUGGCUAUUGAGGAGCUUUGGAUCCCUUUUGUUGGCAAUAGCUAGCUUUGCUAAUAAAUUGAUUAUGCUUGAA